Penicillium subrubescens is the source of this 1710-nucleotide messenger RNA. RefSeq names its product putative amino acid transporter. The transcript is spliced from 6 exons. Gene Ontology annotation, biological process: amino acid transmembrane transport. The record is from RefSeq and is a predicted model, not a curated record. Lineage: Eukaryota; Fungi; Ascomycota; Eurotiomycetes; Eurotiales; Aspergillaceae. Gene Ontology annotation, molecular function: amino acid transmembrane transporter activity. The coding region runs from base 1 to 1710 and encodes 569 amino acids. Gene Ontology annotation, cellular component: endoplasmic reticulum.
AUGCCUGGAGAUGAACAAGAAAAUGACCUCCUGACUGGCCAGAAUGGCCUGCAUAGGCCUGAGGCCCAGUCUCUACUGUCUUCUCCCACAGAAGAGCUAGACGAUCUCAUAGUUCAUUCCCCCUCGACAGGCUCGCCCCCAUUGCCUGCAAGCAGCACUCGGUCAGAUGCCCAGCGCCAAUCCUCAAUGUUACCUCCCACUCCAGACGGACAACGUCGCACACCUCGUACAACAAACCGAGUCCAUUUUGAUCUCGAGGAGGACGAUGAGGAAGACGGCGAUCACCAUUCGAACGGGCGUGCCCGCAGCCCCGACAGCGACGCGCCAUGGCUAGACGACGAAGACUACGAGCUCGGUGGGCAGGGCAGACCAGGGGUACGAAAUACUGGGCAAACAGUUCCCUUGCUCACCAAUAUUGAGGCUCCGAGUGUGACACUCGCAACUUCGGACGACUUCUUCCCGGAGGAACACCUUGAGAGUGCGCGGCCAAGGAGCGGAAUGAAGAUGGCGUUCAUGAACAUGGCAAACAGCAUUAUCGGGGCAGGGAUCAUUGGUCAGCCCUACGCCCUUCGCCAAGCCGGCAUGGCUAUGGGGAUAUUACUGUUAACGGCAUUGACUAUUACGGUGGACUGGACAAUUCGCCUGAUCGUCGUCAAUUCCAAGAUGAGUGGGGCAGACUCGUUCCAAGCUACUAUGCAGUAUUGCUUCGGAAGAAGUGGCCUUAUAGCAAUUUCCAUCGCGCAAUGGGCAUUCGCAUUCGGCGGUAUGGUUGCGUUUUGCAUCAUUGUUGGUGACACGAUUCCGCAUGUCCUGGGCGCCAUGUUUCCGUCCCUUCGGGAAAUGUCCUUUCUAUGGUUACUUACUGAUCGCCGGGCUGUCAUUGUGCUCUUCGUUCUUGGCAUCUCCUAUCCCCUCUCAUUAUACAGAGAUAUCGCAAAGUUGGCGAAAGCAUCUGCCUUGGCGUUUGUCAGCAUGAUAGUGAUCGUGGUGACGGUCAUCACACAGGGCUUCCGUGUCCCCGCAGAUUCGCGAGGGGAGAUCAAGAGUCACCUCAUAUUCAACUCGGGGUUCUUCCAAGCCGUGGGCGUGAUAUCAUUUGCAUUCGUUUGCCACCAUAACAGCCUUUUGAUCUACGGGUCAUUGAGGAAACCAACACUCGACCGCUUUGCGACAGUGACCCAUUACUCUACAGGGGUAUCUCUGAUCAUGUGUCUGGCCAUGGGCAUUGCGGGAUUCCUCUCUUUUGGCUCAAAGACUCAAGGAAAUGUGCUCAACAAUUUCCCGUCGGAUAAUAUCUUGGUCAACAUUGCGCGAUUUUGCUUUGGGUUGAACAUGCUGACUACCCUUCCGCUCGAAGCCUUCGUCUGCCGCUCUGUUAUGACAACAUACUACUUCCCAGACGAACCUUACAACCCCCAUCGGCACCUGAUCUUCACGACGGCUCUAGUCCUGACCUCGAUGGCAUUGGCAUUGAUUACGUGUGAUCUCGGCAGUGUGUUCGAGCUGAUUGGAGCAACCAGCGCAGCAGCAUUAGCAUACAUCUUCCCUCCACUUUGCUACAUCAAACUCAGCAGUGCGUCUCGGCGGGAGAAGAUACCAGCUUAUGCAUGUGUCGUAUUUGGACUCGUCGUCAUGGGCGUCAGUGUCAUCCAGGCGGUUACCAAGAUCAUUCGAAAUGAUGGCGAAGGUCGUUCCUGCAGUGCUUCGUAG